This is a messenger RNA of Camarhynchus parvulus, 2376 nucleotides long. Its product is annotated as protocadherin alpha-C1-like. Gene Ontology annotation, cellular component: plasma membrane. The record is from RefSeq and is a predicted model, not a curated record. Lineage: Eukaryota; Metazoa; Chordata; Aves; Passeriformes; Thraupidae. Gene Ontology annotation, molecular function: calcium ion binding. Bases 1 to 2376 code for a protein of 791 amino acids. Gene Ontology annotation, biological process: homophilic cell-cell adhesion. The transcript has 3 exons.
AUGCCGGAGUUCCUGUCACCUGGGGCACGGUUUACACUCCCCAACGCCCAGGAUCUGGAUGAAGGUGCUAACAGUGUCCAGAAUUAUACUCUGAGCCCUGAUGAACAUUUCUAUCUGGAAAUGCAGAUACGCGGGGAUGCGAGUAAAUAUCCUGAAUUGGUGCUGAAGAAAGCCUUAGACAGGGAGCAGCAAGCCACUCACAGACUUGUGCUUACAGCCAAAGAUGGUGGGAACCCUCCAAAGUCUGGUGAUGUCCCGGUCAUUGUGACUGUGCUGGAUUCCAAUGACAAUGCACCAGAAUUUGAGCACUCGGUCUACAGGGCGAGUAUCUUGGAGAACUCCCCCAGUGGCACUUUGGUAGUCCAAGUGCACGCCACGGACUUGGAUGAAGGUCCAAAUGGAGAGGUCAGGUAUUCCUUUAGCAAUACAACUUCUGCUGACUUACAGCGAAUGUUCUCAAUUCACCCACACACUGGGGAGGUGACAGUCAAUGGCGUUUUAGCUGUUCAGAGACCCCUUCUCGAGAUGCUGAUUGAGGCAAGGGACAAUGGGGCAUUUGGCAUGUCCAGCACAGCUAAGCUGCUGGUGGAAAUCACAGAUGUGAACAAUCAUGGCCCAGAGAUUACAAUUACAUCCCUUUCCAGUCCCAUUCCUGAAGAUGCUGUUCCUGGCACAGUGAUAGCUCUGCUGAGUAUUUUGGAUAAGGAUCCUGGGGAGAAUGGGCAAGUAACCUGUCAGAUCUCUGAAAACCUUCCCUUCCAGUUAAAGCCUUCCCUUCAAAACUACUACAGCCUUGUCACCAGUGGGCUUCUGGACAGAGAGCUGAUCAGUGAGUACAACAUCACCAUUACUGCCACGGACCUGGGUUCUCCUCCUCUCACCACUCAGAAGACUGUUUGGGUGCAGAUUUCUGAUGUGAAUGAUAACCCUCCUGUCUUCGGUGCUGACGCAUUCGAUGUGUUCAUGGAGGAGAACAAUCCACUUGGUGCUUUUCUCUACCAGGUCUCGGCAUCUGACCCUGAUAUAGGCGAGAAUGGACGGGUCUCUUACACGCUCAGGAAUUCCACAGUUGCAGGCAGUGCCCUGACCAGCUUUUUGUCUAUGAACUUGGCCAAUGGGAGCAUCUAUGCAAAACGUGCCUUUGAUUUUGAGCAGCUUAGGAGCUUCCAUUUUCAAGUGGAAGCCAAGGACAAUGGGUCACCAGCCUUGAGUGCUGCCACAACAGUGAAUGUUUACAUCUCAGACCAGAAUGACAAUGCCCCGGCCAUCUUGUACCCCACCAGCCAGAACGGCUCAGUAGCUGUGGAAGUUGUGCCCCGCCUGGCUGAUGAGGACUACCUGGUGACCAAAGUGGUGGCAGAUGAUGAGGACAAUGCACAGAACGCGUGGCUUUCCUAUCACCUUGCCCAUUCCUCCGACUCCACCCUGUUCCAGCUGUCACCGCACACCGGCGAGCUGCGCACCACGCGCUCCAUGCGCUCCACCGAUUUCCUCAAGCACAAGGUGGUGGUGGUGGUGCGGGACCACGGUGAUCCACCACUCUCCUCCACCGUCACGGUGGGCAUCCUGCUGGCUGACACCCUGCCCCAGGCACUGCCCGACUUCGAUGACAGUGGGGAGCCACCACCACUGCUCAAUGCCACCAACAUCUACUUGAUCGUUUCCCUUGCCUGUGUCUCGUUCAUCUUCGCGGCAUUCAUCUUCUUCCUCGCCAUCACCCGUCUCUGCCGGUGCCGGACUUGCUGCUGCAGUGGCUGCUGCUGCCCAGCUGAGGACUAUAAAAAGUAUUGCUACAGUGUGCACAUGCUGCCCAGCUCCCACCUCCCACCGGACAUGCUGGAGGUCACUGGUGUGGGCAAACUCACUCACACCUACCUGUACAGGGCAUCUGUAGGUCUUGGGCCUGCGCCGCAGCAGCAGCAGGUCCACAAGCGAACGCCGCUGUCAGCACCCCCAGCCGCCUCCCCGCGCCCCCAGAGCUUCAGCAGCGAGGCCGGGGCGGAGACGAGGAGCGGCGGGGACGGCACGGGAGCCGCGCCCCUCCAGGCUCGGCGGCCACCGGCGCCGGGGGUCCCGGAGCUCCGGGGGCCGCAACACGUGGGCGCGGGCGGCGGGGCCGGGCGGGGCGCGGGGGCGGCGCCGGCCGUGCCGCUGUUCCCGGCCCAGCAGCUGGAGAACGAGAAAGCGGAUCCGGCAAGUCCCGGUCCCUCCUCCUUCCUCCUCCUCCUCAUCCUCCUGAGAGCCGCCGGAGGGGAGAGGUCGGAGCCGCCGCUUCGCGCAACCGGCGAGCAUGGAGCGGGCGGCGGCGGGGCCGGGGGCGGCCGGCGGCUGCUGCUCGCCGCUUGCAUGAGGCGGCCGGGCGGCGGCGGGGAGUGA